Messenger RNA from Mytilus californianus (California mussel), 1202 nucleotides. RefSeq names its product WAP four-disulfide core domain protein 1-like. Bases 181 to 894 code for a protein of 237 amino acids. NCBI's taxonomy places the organism in Eukaryota, Metazoa, Mollusca, Bivalvia, Mytilida, Mytilidae. The record is from RefSeq and is a predicted model, not a curated record. Gene Ontology annotation, biological process: regulation of cell growth. The transcript has 8 exons.
AAAUCGAAUGUAUACCAAUAGUUUAAGCUGAUUAACUGUAUGCUUCGCCCCCUUUACGAAUUGACCCAUCAAUUAAACAUUUAUGCGAUGAAAGAUGUAUCUUGUGAAGAAAGAGUUAUUUUCAGUUAACUACUGUCUGGAGCAUACUGACAUAUAGAUCAUUGUAACAGUUGAAGGAGAAUGGCUCCUAUUUUCAAAAUGUUGACAUUCAAUGUAGUCACUGUAUUCUUAUUCCGAAUGUCUGUUGGAAAAGUAAUCUAUGAUGUUGAUUUUGACGAUGAUGAUGGAAAGUGGCUCUCCGACGAUGAGAAUUACGAAACGUCAAAGGAUUAUUUAGGGGAUUCUGUUGCAGGAUUUGUACUUCAAGACAAUGAAAAAUGUCCGCCAUUACAGGAAGUUCCGUCAUCGUCUGCUUGCAUGGCCACACCUUGCUUUAAGGAUACAGAUUGUGGAAAAUCGGAAGGUCGUUGCUGUGAUAAUGGCUGUGUGUUUACAUGUUUUUCAUACCCGAUAGGACCAACAUAUAUUGACUGGGUUCGUGAACCAAGACGACAACAAGUAAAUGGAAUCUCAUGGCUGAUGAAGGGACCAAAUUUAGCGGAAGAAUUAGAACCAUGCAGUACUACACAUCACGAAGAUGAAGAUCCUCUUUUAUGCCCAACAGGAUACAUUUGUCACGUGGAAAAGCUGGGAAAUUCGAAAAAGGGCGUACCUAAUUUAGGUCACUGUAUUCCUGAAAAAGACGUGUUUCCAACAGUUAACCCAAAUUCCAACAGACAUUUAGAAACCGACUGCUAUUUAGAGAAAUAUUUAAUGGAAGAUGGCGCAAAGAUAAAAGUUAGAAAUAGGACUUGUUACUGUAAACAGGGUUUCUUGGCUUGUUUAAAAGACUGACUGUAGAAGACGUGUCUUAUUCUUUACAUUCCAAAGGGAAAAAUCAUUACAGAGGUGAUGAACCAACAGACAGGACACAAAUCCAAAGGAAAAAUGCCUAAACAGUAUUCAAAUGACCAACAGAAAAGACAACUUAUGGAUUUUCAAAAAUUUGCAUUGAUGUACGCGACCUUUUAGAUGCAUUCGAAAAAAACGUGCUACACCUUUUGUACCAAAUUAAUAGCUUUGAAUAUUUAAUGUAUUAAUUGGUUGAUAUAUAUUUUAUGCAUAUUUAUUAGUUAUUUGUAUAUAUAUUUGACAAUCCAUAA